This is a messenger RNA of Hevea brasiliensis (rubber tree), 1135 nucleotides long. RefSeq lists its product as uncharacterized. The coding region runs from base 292 to 930 and encodes 212 amino acids. The transcript has 5 exons. NCBI's taxonomy places the organism in Eukaryota, Viridiplantae, Streptophyta, Magnoliopsida, Malpighiales, Euphorbiaceae. The record is from RefSeq and is a predicted model, not a curated record.
GCGUUAAGAAACGGGCAGAAAAGAAGGAUUAUAAUAAGCAACUUAUAAUAAUUUCCUUGUUCCUAGACCGCAAAACGCGUGUUUCUGGCAAGUAGCUAUAUAUAUAUCCAUGCUCGUCAACUCAUCUGCAUUCUGCCAUCUUCCCUUCCAAGCACGUUCUGCAACAAAUCUAAACCUUUUGAGACACUCUUCCUAUUGAUUUUCUGAGAUUCCCCUGCGAUUGCAAACGAUAAGCUGCGCAUAGAUUUGCCUCGCAUAUAUAUAUUUUUUUCAUAUGGUAAUAUUAUCACAAUGAUGUUGACAAGAAGAUCAAUUAUUCCCUGCAGUUCUCAUAGUACCCAUCAGAGAUUUCAAUUUUCUAGUCUUAGUCCCAGAUUUCUGUUGGCAACGUUAGAUCACAAGAACAGGUACUAUUUUCUGGGGAAUCAGAGGCUGAAAAUCUUCAACACCAGCUUGGAAUUCCAUCAUGCAAGAAGUAAAAAAGACAUGGUUGUCCACAAUGGCGUUCAUCCAGAACCAGCUCUUCCUUCCGAUCCUUCUUCUGGUUCUUGGAAAAUGUGGAUUUUGGGAAUGAUAAUAACUGUGAUCAUACCCUUUUGGAGAAACAAAUGGUGGCCAUUAUUGAAAUUAAAAGACAGAGUUGAAUCAUUGGUGGAAACCGCAGAGCAUGUAACUGAAAUUGUAGAAAAGGUGGCUGAGGAAGUGGAGAAGGUAUCGGAAGAGGUCGCCGAUCAUCUGCCGGAAGGUGGGAAGCUUAAAGAAUCUGUAACUUUUGUUGAAAAUGUAGCCAAAGAAACAGCAAAGGAUGCUCAUCUGGCACUAGAAGUCAUUGAAAAGGUAGAAGAAGUGGGAAAAGAGACAGAGUCUUUAAUUGAAUCUGUCAUAGAUCAAGCUAAUGAGAUAAGCCAUGAAGUAAAGGACCAAAAUUAGAAAAGGAAAAGCAAUAUACAGCUUAUGUGCCAAUGUUCUAAUUUGACAUUGCAUAUUCAUUAUAAAAUGUUCAAUGAUUUAUUAAUCCUAAUUCUAUUGCUGAUAAUCAUAAACUAUUCUCUCUGUGUUCUAAAUUAGGUGUAAUUGUCUAGUGGAAGUACAACUCAUGAUUCUAUAAUUAAGCCCCAUAAUUUAUUUCUUUUUA